GUUCAAAAGCGAAACAGUAACACCGUCGGCGCGGUCGGUUGUUGUGCGUACAUACGAUAGUCGCGCGCGCUACGUGAUAACGCUGUUUCAGCAGGCGCCAGUGAGCUAGCAGACCUAGGCGCGAUUUCAUAAAAGGAGCCCGGAUAUUAUCGCGCGGAGUCGCUCAUCGCUCGCGUCAAACCGUCGGCCGCUUACUGCCUUGCCCGGGUAGAGACAAAAUGCGUCCUACACUCGCAACCACUGCCGCGGGCCUCUGCGUCGCAUUACUGCUGUUGGGUGGCCAGCCGCAGGGGCCGACGGGAUGUCUCGCGGAGAUACGCGAGGCGUGGAGCUACGUCAAGGUGCGCGAGCACGCGUACAUGUUCUGGUGGCUCAUGUUCGCCGACACCCCCGAAUACCAGGCGGCGCCACUCAUCAUCUGGCUUCAGGGCGGUCCAGGUGCCUCUUCGGCCGGCUUUGGGAACUUCGCCGAGAUAGGACCCUUGGACGUCCAGCUGUUGCCGAGGAACCACAGCUGGGUGCGUUUCGCCAACUUGCUGUUCGUGGACAACCCCGUCGGAUCGGGCUACAGCUUCGUGACCAACGAGACGGGCUUCGCGGUCAACAACUCGCAGAUCGCCUCCGACCUGGUCACCAUGAUCUCCGUGUUCCUCGCAAAGAUGCCGGAGUUCCAGAACGUGCCUCUAUACAUAUUCAGCGAGUCCUACGGCGGCAAGAUGGCCGCCGAAUUCGCCCUCCAGCUUUACAAGGCCCAUGCUAGUGGCAAGGUGUUGUGCAAGCUGUCUGGCGUCGCACUCGGGGACGGCUGGCUGUCGCCGUUGGACUCAACGUCAACGUGGGGACAAUACCUGUACACUAUGUCUUUCCUGGACAAGACCAACCUGAUGACGCUGAACAAAGUGGUGGGCGAGAUCCGUCAAGCCCUGGUCGCGAAGGACGGAGCCAAGGCGACGUCCUUGUGGGCCUCGGCAGAAGACAUAGUCGAACAGCUGACGAAUGGCAUCGAUUGGUACAACAUCCUACUGCCCCAGCAAGAACAACCGGCCUCUCUGGGGGCAGUGUCCCUGCCGUCUGACAAAACAAUCGGCCGCGCAUUCGUCCGCCAUGUGGCGCACUUCUACAACAUAUUCAUUGGCACCCUGACCGAGCUUAUGAAUGGACCAAUCAAGGAGAAGCUCGGCAGCAUCCCAAAGAACGUCACCUGGGGAGGUCAGUCAGGUGCAGUCUUCCAGGCACUGAAAGCCGACUUCAUGCUGCCGGCUGUUGACGCAGUGGACAGGUUGCUGAAUGAGACUGACGUCACGGUGGCUGUUUAUAGCGGGCAGCUGGACCUCAUCGUCGAUGCUCUCGGAACGCUGCAGUGGAUGGAGCAGCUCAGGUGGCCAGGCAUGAAGGAAUUCCAAGCGACGGCCAAGAAGCCCAUGGUAGUCGAAGGCGAGGCUGCCGGCUACUACAAGUCCUUCAAGAACCUCACCCUCUACUGGGUCCUCAAGGCAGGGCACAUGGUUCCAGCUGACGCACCGCUGGCAGCCCAGUCAAUGGCCCGCCACAUCACCAUGGGGAAGUGGUGAUGAAAACUAAGAAGCCAUCAGCAACCGCAAACAGUGGUCAAAUAAGCUUUCACUUCAUCGUCACCACCACUUCCUUCCAAAAAAGACUCAUCACACGAGGAGGAAACUCGAAGCCAUUUAUUGUCGCCACUGCCGCGUCAUCGCCCGAACCCCGCGGGCACCCCACAAGCUCGCCCGACACACAACAUGUAGACACUGGUCUGCCUGGCAACACGAUUGCGGAGGAGACCCGUGCCCUUGGGUACCUUUCGGUGAUACAAGCGAUCAUUAAAAGUACAUGUUCAGAGAUGA
Molecule: messenger RNA, 1862 nt
Organism: Rhipicephalus microplus (southern cattle tick)
Lineage: Eukaryota; Metazoa; Arthropoda; Arachnida; Ixodida; Ixodidae
Product: retinoid-inducible serine carboxypeptidase
Biological process (GO): proteolysis
Molecular function (GO): serine-type carboxypeptidase activity
Source: RefSeq, a predicted model, not a curated record